CCUUCCCUUUGCUUCCUUUCUUCUUCCCUCCCUGCUGCACAGCUCCCUUGCUCCAGAAGCGCGAUGCUGCCUCACCUGAGGAUUCAGAGCUGCCUCCAGGCCCUUGCAGGAGAAGUGCAGGUGCUCAGGAGAUUGAGGCUUCCCCAGCACCUGCCAAGAAAGUCUGUGCCACCUCUGCACUUGUUGGGGCUUCACCAGUGGAACCAUCAAGAGAGCUCAUCCAGAGAUUUAAUCUCUGCAAGCUCACGGUUCCACUGGUUCGCCUGGACCUGAAACGCCAUCCUGAGCUCAUGGUUCGCCUCGCUCCAGUCGACCCUGAAGCUGCUUGCAGGGCCCUUGGACAGAGCAACAGCUGCUCAUCUUCUCAGCAGCACAGCCCAGCCUGCCACCCAUCAGCUCCUUGGUGCCAGAAGCGCGAUGCUGCCUCACCUGAGGAUUCAGAGCUGCCUCCAGGCCCUUGCAGGAGAAGUGCAGCUGCUCAGGAGAGGGAGGCUUCCCCAGCACCUGCCAAGAAAGUCUGUGCCACCUCUGCACUUGUUGGGGCUUCACCAGUGGAACCAUCAAGAGAGCUCAUCCAGAGAUUUAAUCUCCGCAAGCUCACGGUUCCACUGGUUCGCCUGGACCUGAAACGCCAUCCUGAGCUCAUGGUUCGCCUCACUCCAGUCGACCCUGAAGCUGCUUGCAGGGCCCUUGGACAGAGCAACAGCUGCUCAUCUUCUCAGCAGUACAGCCCAGCCUGCCACCCAUCAGCUCCUUGGUGCCAGAAGCGCAGUGCUGCCUCACCUGAGGAUUCAGAGCUGCCUCCAGGCCCUUCCAGGACAAGUCCAGAUCCUCAAGGGCGUGAAGCUUCCCCAGCACGUGCCAAGAAAGUGUUUGCUACAUCUGGACUUGGGGUUUCAUCAGGCCAGCCAGGCACACACAGAUUCCAAUCCCAGCCAGAGCUCAUGACUCCACCAUUUCCUGCGCACCAUCAAAGCACUUCUGCGGCCUCUCCAGAGAGCAGCAGCUGCACUUCUCCAGAGCAGCACUUGCCAGCCAACAUCCCAUCAGCCGCCCCGGGCACUUCAGUCCCCAGUGCUCCAGCUGGCAGUGCUGGUUAUGCAGCAUGGAGAGCCCCAAGCUGGGUCUGGAGUACUCCUGGGGAAGAGGAAUUGCCACCGCUGGAUCUGGACCUUGUUCUGGAGACACUGGAGGAGAUGCUUUCACCAUCUGUGCCUGAAAGGUCUCCCUCUGCUCAGGUCAAUCCUAGUGUUGCCCGUGGCUCUUCAGGAGGGGAGGCUGUGAACAAGGCUGCAGCAGAGGGAGCUUUGCCUGUUUGCGGGAGCCGUGUGAACGUUUGCCAGGAGCCCGAGGAGCUUGAUAUCCAUGUGAUCUACCUGGCCAGAAGGGCUGCCCUGCGUGGGAAGAAGGAUCAGAGGGAGAGCCUGUGACCAUCGGGCAGGUGGCAUC
This is a messenger RNA of Cyanistes caeruleus (blue tit), 1449 nucleotides long. The record is from RefSeq and is a predicted model, not a curated record. Lineage: Eukaryota; Metazoa; Chordata; Aves; Passeriformes; Paridae.